AUAGUUGCAGAAUGUUCAUCUCGGAGGGGCGAGUUUUGUCAGCAGUGCACCGGUGGGAGUCCCAGCGGAGACAUGGUCCAGGGAUUCGUUCUGCUGGCAACCGCAGCUACCUGUGUGGUUCUGCUGCCAGCUGCAACAGCGGCCACGAAAGAACCAUUUGGAUUGGAUGAUAUCUUAUAUGGGGACUUUACACCAGAAUCGUUUACAGCCAAAUGGAUAAGUGCUUCCAUACUCCUCUUCGAGUAUGAGGACGAGGUACGCGCUUGGGACGUUUCUACAGAUGAGACGUACGACGUGGUGCCGAAGGAGGUAUUCGCAGAAUACAAGCCACUGAAACCAAAACUGUCAAGCAAUUGGAAGUACGUGCUUUUUGGCUACGAUGCACAAUGGAUAUUCCAGCAUGCAGGCAGUGCGCGUUAUUUGGCCUACACAAUGUCCAAAAACACCACGAUAGAAAUUGGCGGCGGUGAGCGUCUGCAGGCCGCGGUGUGGGGUGGCGAGCAGAGCCGGUUGGCCUACGUCUACAGAAACAACAUCUACUACCUGCCAGAACCUGGCGCCGAGCCAAUACAGAUCACCACGGAUGGCGUACCCGACGUCAUCUUCAAUGGAGUGUAUGACAUCUACAGUGGCGCAUCAUCGUCGCCGGAAGCCAACUUGGGAGACGACGCUGCCUUGGAGUUUUCGCCGGACGGGACUCAGCUGAUUUACAUCCAGUACGACGUUACCCUGGUGGACAACGCCAGCUUCAUACUCGAGUACGGCUCGCCGGGAUCUCUGAAGCACCAGUACGCCACGCCAGUCACCUUCCGCUACCAAAAGGUCGGCACGACAAAACCUAGAGAAUAUCUUAAGCUCGUCACCUUGCCGUCUGAGGAUUCGACAUCCGUGACCAUCCAAGAACUGGUGGCGCCAGUUGAUGUUGUCGGCGAGGACUAUUAUAUUCAAGAGUCUGCUUGGAUGGAUGAAGACACUUUAAUGGUUUGGUUUUCAAAUCGCCUUGAAAACAUAACGCAGUUCGUCACCUACAACACCUCCAGCAAGUCGGCACAGAUUACUGGGAAAAAGGGCCUGAAAUUGGAGCAGAAAGGCGGUUGGUUGGACCAGCAGACGGUGCUCUACAGAUACGGAAGCCCUUCGUCUUUUCUGACCGUAGCAUGGCAGCCGCAGGGAGACGCGGGCAGCUACCCUCAUGUCGUCAAAGUGACUGGGAACUCCAUAAAAGCCAUCACCUCUGGAGAACUGACAGUGACCGACUUGUACGCGUGGGAUGGGAAUGGUACAGUGUACUACCAGGCCACAGAGGAGGGUCAGCCUUCCAGAAGGCAGGUGUACGCCGUGGAGGAGGGCGGCGAGCCGCGCUGCCUCAGCUGCAGGCUCAAGAGCCCAGAGAAGAACCCCUGCCUGCGCGCCAGCGCCACCUUCAGCGCCGACCUCAGCUGGUUCACCAUAGAGUGCAGUGGUCCCGACCCGGCUGUCGUCACUAUACACUCCGCGGCCGACAACAGACGCAUCUCGCGGCGGGAGCACAGCAACAGCGCGCUGCGUAAGAGGCUGUCCCACAAGCUGCUGCCGCAGCGGCUGGACGACUGGGUGGAGCUGGGGGGCGGCUUGCGCGCCCAGGUGCGGCUGCUGCUGCCGCCAGAUCUGGACCCCGAGGGCGACGAGAAGAGGCCCGCCCUGCUCUACGUGUACGCCGGUCCAGGCCACCAGCAAAUAGACGACUCCUUCGAUGUGGACCUCCCCAGCUACUUCACGACCACCAGGCGGUACGUGGUCAUUCUGAUCGACGGCCGCGGGUCUGCCUGCCAUGGCGACAGGAUGCUCUUCUCCGUCUACCGCAGGCUGGGCACCGCAGAAGUCGAGGACCAGAUCGUCGUCACCAAGAAGCUGCUGCAGAAGUACCGUUUCAUCGACCGCUCGCGCGUCGGCGUCUGGGGCUGGAGCUACGGCGGCUACACUGCGGCCAUGGUGCUGGCCCGGGACGACAAGAAUAUCUUCAAGUGCGGCGUCUCCGUGGCGCCCGUCAUCAGCUGGAUAUACACUGACUCCCUGUACACCGAGGCGUACAUGGGCUACCCCACGCCGGGUGACAACGAAGCUGGCUACAACGCGAGUGACGUGACGCGGCUGGCAGCGCGGUUCGCCAAGAAGAAGUUCCUGCUGGUGCACGGGACGGCGGACGACGUCGUCUUCCAGCAGAACUCCGCCAUGCUGGCCAGGGCCUUGGAGGAGGCCGGCGUGCUCUUCAAGGAACAGAUUUACCCUGACGAGUACCACUGGCUUCUGAGCCGGAAGCAUCACCUCUACAGGACCAUGGACCAGUUCUUCCGAGAGUGCUUCGACAGAUCUUAUCUUCUGAUCGAUAUUAUACGAGAAAUGGUCGCUUCGCAGCAUCAGUGAUUCGCAUUUAUGUAUUCAUUCGAUAUAAAAUUACUAGCGACUCUGGCAACAAGGAAAGGAAAGCGUGACAGUAACAAGACGAAAGUAUUCACUUCUAAGGACUAGGUGCUAUUUGACGGCGGUAUUACGUCGCGUCCAGUGUACCUUCACAGGAACGAGGCUACGGCUGCAGCAGCCCGCAUCACACUGCUUUCCCGAAGCGUCUCAGCCACUUGCCUCCUAAAUCCACUUUCAUUAGAGAACCGUGUGAAAAGGGGAAAGAGGACUAUUUGUACUGCUAACUAGGGCGGCUCCCAUCAAUCUGAAUAUAGAACAUUUCAGUUGUAAUUGCUUUGCCAUCCGGAAAAAAGUUGCUAAGGUUGCGGGCAUAACUGCCCACUAUGGAAAAAACAUCAACUAUGUUUGUGUGUAAGGACAAGAAUUAGCUUUAAUGGAUCGCUUUUAUUCACAAAAUGUGCUAUCUCGUAUCACGUAGGCAAUCGAACGCUUACGAGGACUGCUGCAGUGUCUGAAGGAAAAUGCGCACCCUCUUGGUCGUUGGCCACUAUGAGUUAUACUCAAGUAAUUAGCUAUUAAUGUUGUGAUUCUUCCGUUUCUCCCGGCGUAUUUCUUGCUCGAACAGUACACUCAUGGACUGUUGUCUGUCGCUGAGACAAAAAAACCUCUCCCUCAUUACUGGGUGUACUGUGUCUCGAAACGCUCCAAGUUAAAGCCAUGUGCGGAUCGCAACAUUUCGGACUGGGACAUCUGUCUUUCGUGGCAUUUUCCUUCCGUUUCAGGUGUACAUAGUGCAGUUCGGACCGACCAAAUUACUGAUGGCUCGGCUGCACAAAUUCAAGCCUCGGUCUGCAUACAGCUUAACUUGUCACAAAUAUUUCACUGUGUCUUUGCUACGGAAGUUGUGUUGUCAAUCUAUCGAUUCUGAAAUUACGUACCGUAAACAGCCAUUAUCCACCAUCGUACUGUACGUGGCUGCAGUUGCUGGUGUCCUCCAAAUGUGCGAGUAGCGGUGGAGGCAUUUUAUGAAUGGUUCUUCCUAAUGAUCCCGUAUGUCCGUCACGCCAGUUUCCUUAUCGACGUUAAUUCACUUUUCCAGGAACACAAAAUCAUAAAUAUCACUUCACAGUGCCCAAUCACGUCAAAAAAGUUCUCUGCUUCAAUUCAACCAUUUCUGUUGAGAUGCGUUCUCAACAAUCUCAUCUGACAAGAGACUGCAGAGAUUUUUCUCCGACGUUUCAUCCAGUGCAGUCCAUUUCCUGUGUUACGCUCGCUGGAACCGGCCAACAAUUGUGAAAUAACCCAACACUUCGCUCAUUCAUGAUAAAGCACGCCAUGUGCAACUAAACUGACUUCUCCUGUUUAUUUACGAUGCAGUUACAAACAAUAAAUUAAGAACUCUAUGGUAAUACAAGGCAAAUAUCAUACGUCAUGUAAUUAUUCUGCUUCACGAGUAAGCAUAUAUGUUUUAAUAAACUGUGUUUUCUCCAAAA
Molecule: messenger RNA, 3893 nt
Organism: Schistocerca gregaria
Lineage: Eukaryota; Metazoa; Arthropoda; Insecta; Orthoptera; Acrididae
Product: venom dipeptidyl peptidase 4-like
Exons: 16
Coding region: 73-2403 (776 amino acids)
Biological process (GO): proteolysis
Molecular function (GO): dipeptidyl-peptidase activity; serine-type peptidase activity
Source: RefSeq, a predicted model, not a curated record